AGUUUGCCCAUGCCUGGUGUAGACUCAUCAAGUGCAGUUUAACUACUUUAUUUGAGGCUGGAUCUAUACUGCCAUAUAAUCCAGUUCAAUGCAAUUCAUUUGCACUCUGAAAUUGGAUUAUAGGACAGGGUAGAUCCAGCCUGAGUCUGCACUGACCAUAUAAUGUAGUUUCAAACUGAACUGCAUAAUAUAGCAAUAUGGAUAGGGCUUUAGAGCAGCUUCUGAUGAGGCUUUUAUGACACCAUCACUGAAUUUUGUGAUGACUUAAAGGCAAUGUCACACUUCACUCCUAACCUUCCACUGUCUUUUUCAUUUCCUUCUUCCUUGUUGCAGAAAACCAAUAAAGGAGGAAAAAACAGAACAGGAGCAUAAUACCUUUUUAAAUUCAGACAUCAGGGCUGCUUUCUUGAGCCCUUGGGUGUUGUGCUUCUUCCUGGAGGAGGAUGGAGGAGAUCCUGGCUGGUCUGUGUGGGACCAGUCCGACAAAUCCUCUUCCUGUCUGGGUCCAUGACAAUGUUGGACACUGCUUUAACCAGCUGAUUUUAAACAUUAUUCCCCAUGUAAUACUUUCCACAAUCAGUGCCUGCUACAUAGGAACACCAAGGUCUUCAGCCUCUCAGGCUGUGAACAAACCUGGAUGGAAAUGCAGAAUUGCUGCAUCAUUUGUUCUUACUGGUUUGUCCAUCCUUGACAUCAUCCCUGCAAGCAUCUGGCAACAGAAAUUAUAUCCCUUAUACUUAGAAAUAUUGUCCGAUGGCAUUGUCGCUGUGGCAUGGCUUACCCAUAGCUUGGCGCUGCUUGCUGUCUAUAAGUCUCCAUAUAGUUUCCAGCGUGGUCCAGUCAUUCUACUGAUUCUUCCUGUUUUACCUGUUCCUUCCAUUAUCAUCACAUUGGUGUGGCACUGCCAGACAGAACUAGGUGAUCAGCAUCUCCAGCCUGUCACUAUCUUUAGGCUCUGCAUCCUUUGUUUGCAACUGGUAUUUUUGCUUCUCUAUUUCAUCGGGUGCAUUAUUCCUGUGGCUCACAGGCCAGACUUUUAUUCUAUCAAUGACUCAUACCAGCAUGAGCCCUUGAUUUCAGGGAUUUCAGAAUCCACCUGGCCAAGAGUGGCAGAAGAUGGAGAGAGCUGGCUGUCUCGUUUCUCCUAUGCUUGGAUGAACCCCCUGAUGAAGUAUGGCUACCAACGGAUGCUACAUCGGCCACAGGAUACAUUUCAACUCCCUCGAAAUCUCCAAACCGAUAGAGUCUGCCAGCACUUCUCCUCCUGCUGGCAAAAAAAGGCAGCUCUCAUCCAAGAGCAUGAAAAUACUGCAUCUUCCACAGACAGAUUAUUUGCCACAAGUGAAGAAUUCUCAGUUCCAAAGUUGUCUCAUGAGACUCAAAAGUCCGUACGCCUUCUGUCAGUGCUACACGCAGCCUUUGGGCUACGCUACUAUUCCCUGGGCCUCCUCAAACUGGCUGGCAGUCUGCUGGCAUUCUCUGGGCCCCUGCUUCUGAAUCUGCUGGUCAGUUUCAUGGAGUCGCGUGAAGAACCUCUGAGCCAUGGGGUGAUGUAUGCACUUGGACUUUUUGCGGGUUCCUUCCUGGGUGCCAUUUUAAGAAACCAGUUUAGUUACGAGAUAAACAACAUAAUGCUGGUGGUGCGCACUGCAGUUGUUUCUGCUAUCUACCAGAAAGCCCUUCGAGUGAGUGGAAGCAGUCUGUCUGGCUUCACCACUGGUGAGAUCGUCAACUUUAUGAGCACCGACACUGAUCGGCUGGUCAACUUCUUCCUCAGUUUCCAUGAGUUGUGGAGCCUUGCCUUCCAAUUUGCCAUCACUCUGUACCUCCUGUACCAGCAAGUUGGAGUGGCUUUCCUGGGAGGGCUGGCUUUGGCUCUGCUACUUGUGCCCAUCAAUAAAGUGAUUGCAAAUCGCAUGAUGGAGAGUAACAAAGAGUUGCUGAGGCACAAGGAUGUACGAGUCAAGCUGAUGACAGAGUUCUUGUGUGGUAUGAGGGUGAUCAAGUUCUACACUUGGGAACAGCAUUUUGGCACAAAAGUGUAUGCUUGCCGAGCUCGGGAGCUGAAGAGCCUACAAGCCCUCAAGUAUCUAGAUGCUGUGUGCGUCUACCUUUGGGCGGCACUGCCUGUGGUUGUCUCUAUUGUCAUAUUUAUCACUUAUGUUCUACUUGGUCAUCAGCUUUCAGCAACCAAGGUAUUUACAGCUUUGGCCCUCGUUGGGAUGCUCAUUCUCCCUCUCAAUAACUUUCCCUGGGUGCUAAACGGGAUCUUGGAAGCCAAAGUAUCAUUGGAUCGAAUCCAGCACUUCCUUGAGCUCACAGAUCAAGAUCUGGAUGCUUACUACAGCAGAGCUGGCCCUUCUGACCCAUGUUCUCUGCUAGAAAUGCACAAUACCACCUUCUCGUGGUCAACACCAAGCAAUGAUAACAGUGAACCACAAAGACCUAGCACAAGUUUGCAACUUUAUAUUCAAGAUCUAAUGGUGGCAAAGGGUGCACUGGUUGGUGUUGUUGGAAAGGUUGGAUGUGGAAAGAGCACUUUGCUUGCAGCUAUCACUGGAGAACUGAGAAGACAAGGUGAACAGGUUUAUAUUUGGGACCUAGACAAAGGAUUCGGUUUGGUCACACAAGAGCCCUGGAUCCAGUUUACCACAAUUCGAGAAAACAUCCUAUUUGGAAAGGAAUAUGAUGCCAGAUUUUACCAGAAAGUAAUAGAGGCCUGUGCUCUUUCUGAUGACUUGAAUAUUUUGCCAGCAGGUGAUCAAACAGAGGUGGGUGAGAAUGGAGUGACCCUCAGCGGGGGACAGAAAGCCCGAGUUGCACUUGCUAGAGCCGUUUACCAGGAGAAAGAACUCUACCUUCUUGAUGACCCACUGGCCGCUGUUGAUGCGGAUGUAGCCAAUCACCUAAUGCAGAAGUGUAUUUUGGGAAUUCUCAGACAUAAAACAAGGAUUCUUUGCACCCACAGAACUGAGUUCUUGGAGAAAGCUGACAUCUUAUUGCUGAUAGACAAUGGCAAGAUCAUCCAGACAGGAACCCCAGGAGAAAUUCUACCACUGGUAGAAACUGCCUCUAACUUUAGGAGGAUGGACAAGAGAAAAGAGGACAAAAUAGAUAACCAAGAAGAGGUCAUAGAACCUGAGGAGGAAGAAUCAGACGGAGCCAAAUGUCUCCUCAAGCAGGAGGAAGAGAAGAAAGAAGGGGCAGUGGCUUUCCAGGUCUACAGAGUUUAUUGGGUGGCUGUUGGCAGCUGCCUUGCAGUGUCCAUACUACUCUCCUUGCUGCUAAUGCAAGGUUCUAGGAAUGUUUCUGAUUGGUGGCUAUCAAACUGGAUCUCUAGCCUACCUCCUGCAGGAAAUGCCUCUAUCAACAACACAUCAACAACACAAUCGGUUCUGCCCAAUUUACAGCUGCUGCUCUUCUCCCCUGGGGGACUUGUUUCUCCAGUCUUGGUCUCCAGCACUUCAAAUGGCACUUCAGAUGUGAAAUUUUACUUGACUGUGUAUGGUUGCAUUGCUGGGGCAAAUUCCAUCUUCACCAUCUUGAGAGCAUUCCUCUUUGCCUAUGGGAGCAUCCAUGCUGCUACUGUUAUUCACAAUCGGCUGCUUAGGCGGGUGGUGAAGGCCACAAUGACUUUCUUUGACACCACGCCAACAGGCCGCAUCCUUAACCGCUUCUCUUCAGACCUGUAUUGUGUUGAUGAUACUCUGCCCUUUGUUCUCAACAUCUUCCUGGCCAACAUUUUUGGACUACUGGGCAUGUUGGUGAUGAUCACUUACGGACUUCCUUGGAUCGGCCUAGUUCUGCUGCCCUUGGCAGUCAUCUACUAUUCCAUCCAACGCUAUUACCGAUGCACCUCCCGCGAGCUCAAGCGUCUUUAUAGCCUCACCCUAUCCCCUAUCUACACUCAUUUUUCAGAGACAUUGACAGGGCUCAACACAAUACGGGCAAGUAGGGCCACAGACAGGUUUGAGACAGAGAACCAACUGCGACUAGAGCUGAAUCAGCGUUGCCGUUUUGCUAGCAACACUGCCAUGCAGUGGCUAGACAUUCGACUGCAGAUGAUCGGAGUUGCUGUAGUUACUGCUAUCGCAGGAAUAGCAAUCAUCCAGCACCAGAGGAAACUUGGAAAUCCAGGUCUUGUGGGCCUGGCCCUUUCAUAUGCCCUAUCAGUCACAAAUUUACUGUCUGGACUCAUUACCAGCUUCACUCAAACUGAAACCAUGAUGGUGAGUGUAGAACGAACAGAGGAAUAUGCCACAGAGAUUCCCAUAGAGCCUCAGGAGAAAUUGAUCCAGGUUAGACCUGACUGGCCAAGCCAGGGUCACAUUGAAUUCCAGCAAGUUGUCUUGGCCUAUAGACCUGACUUACCCAAUGCCCUUGAUGGGGUAACCUUUACUAUUUAUCCUGGGGAGAAAGUAGGGAUAGUUGGGCGCACUGGCUCUGGCAAAUCCACUCUCUUUUUGGCCCUUUUCCGAAUGGUGGAGCUGAAAGGUGGCCAAAUCCUCCUGGACAAUAUUGACACCUGUUCUGUAGGCUUAAAGGAGCUGAGGUCUAGAUUGGCCAUCAUCCCUCAAGACCCAUUUUUGUUCAGUGGGACAGUCCGCGAGAACCUGGAUCCUCAGGGACAGCACACAGAUAAUGACUUGUACCAAGUCCUGCAGCAAUGUCACCUGCAGGCAGUAAUUAAACGGAUGGGUGGAUUGGACUGUGAGCUGGGGGAGAGAGGAAAGAGUCUUUCUGUAGGACAAAGGCAGCUUGUUUGUUUGGCCAGAGCUCUCUUGACCCAGGCUAAAAUUCUGUGCAUUGAUGAGGCCACCGCAAGUGUGGAUCAGAAGACAGACAGAUUGCUCCAAGAGACCAUUCGCCAGAGAUUUGCAGAUAAAACUGUGCUGACUAUUGCUCACAGGUUGAACACAAUCUUGGACUCAGACCGAGUACUGGUGAUGCAUGCUGGCAAGGUAGCAGAGCUCGAUUCUCCCAUCAGUCUCAGCCAGAAGCAGGACUCUUUAUUUCAGCACCUCCUGCAUAGUGGGCAACAAUGAUCCCACUGAAAAGACUAAAGAAGUUAGUACCAUGUACCUGGAAGCCUUCCCUCUAACAACAGGGCUUUCCCCCCUGAUAUUUCCCUUCAUCUUCAGGACAGUCAUAUAUGUACUCCACAUCCUGCUAAGGAGCCAGCAGAAGAAGAUAUGUACUCCCAAGUGUAUGAACAGAUAUGUUUUUUUCAGAUUGAGAAGUACAUAAUUAUUUUACAGAGAAUUAAUGUCUUUUUCUAAGGGGUUUGUGAUGUAUGGUUUGAGGAAUCUAUUUCUUUUAAAAGAUCAAGACUUUCUGAGUUGUCACUAUGAUCUACUACAGAAUGAAAGCAGAGCUGCUGUCAAGAUUUCCUUUCUAAACGGUGGUUGGCAUUAAACUGGAAAACUCUGGACAACCUUUCCCAAUAGUUUCAUGUUGCACCGAAUUGAGACAGAACUGUGAGGCACCCUACUGGCCAAUGACCAGAAUGAAACAGGAGUUGUCCAGUAACAAUCAGUGCCUCCAUGUUUUGUCCCAGACAGUUGCCUUAGAAAAAUAACAUAUUCAAUGGUAGUGGAAGCCAUCCCAUAUCCAGUUCCCAGCAUAUCCAACAAGAUGAUCAAAUCUGUCUGCAUCUGAUAACCACACCCAAAAUUAGAUUGAAAUAGUUAUAAUUCAUUUUAACUAUGAAGCCUUGGAAUUUAAAUACUUCAGAACCUUAUUCAAAAAUGGCUGACUAAACUGUCCAGAAAUCAAUAUGGUGGGAUUUAGGGAGGGCUUUUGUAGGGAGCAAAGUCUCGCUGUGUUGGAACCCACCUGGACAUCUUUAUGACAUCACUAAAGCAUUUGUCUACAUUUUUGAGCAGCGCAAACUAAAAUAUCGUUAUUAUCAUGGAGAAGUAUAUCAGAGCAGAUUCAAAUAAUUUUAUCCAUAACGUUGAUGUCCCUACAUUUUUUCAGUUUGGUCACAGGCCAGGGUAUUUGACCCCCUCCCAAAAUUACCACUAGAGGAUUCUAUACAAAUACAAUUCUCAUCUGCCACCACUGCAUCUUUGCCACCACUGCAUCUUUGCCACCACCAAUCUGGUAUACGUUUUCAAAUUGGGAUCUAACAUAUGUUUCAUUGGAAAGUAUUCCACCUUGUUCCAAAUGAGAAUGGCAUGUCUUGGUAACAAAAUGUGCCAGCCCGAGUAUUUCUAUACAUUGCUAGGUGUAGUGAUAUGCCCCAUGGUAACAACCUGGAACACAGAGUUCACAAUAUAUCCCAUUCAUCCUAGGUCACAAAAGAAUACAUGGAAGAUCAGGAUGAGCAGGAAAAUCUUUGAUACACAAUUUUCUGUUUUUAUGUACAUGCAGAUAAUAUUGAAGUGGAGAAUAAAAGAAAAAAGCAAGGUACUAUCACAGAAAUUAGAAAGAUGGCUGAUUUUUGCACAUUCUCCAGUCCCCAAACUAAUCACACAUUCUUCUAAUACUCUGUGCAAAGAAAUCUGUUUAUAACUAUCAGUCUCCUACUAAAAUAUGUCAGGUUUAAUUGGAGCAUGGAGAAACUUUCCUCAGUGCUUUUUUUGUAGCUAAACCCGUCUCAAAAAGAGGCCACAUCAAUGAUCAUGAUAGCCCAACAAUGAGAGGUAAAAGAUGGACAAGAUUUCCCAGUAAAGGCACUAGCCGUCAGUGUUAAGUAGCAUCACAAAUUAAGCACCUGUGACAGGAGCUCAAUAUAACAAUAUUAAUUGAAUUAAGGUGAAACUUGAUGAAAUUGCUAACUAGAAACUUGAUACUGCUGCAACAUAAGAUCAAGCAAAUGAGCUCAGAAUUUUUCAUCAAAAGCAGGGUGCACAGUAGAUCUUGAGGCUAAAAUUACAACUCAAAAACAAAGACAAAAGAAAUCUAGUCCACAAAUUAAGAGGCCUGAGAGAAUAUUUUGCAAGGGAAUACUUGUGUCAUAAUAGUGCUAAAUGUUCUGCUAGCUAUAUUUCUAGAUACAUACAAAACUGUUACAUGGAGAAUUACAAGCAGGUUUAUAUGCUGCCUUAUGGCCUACAAAUGCAAAAUAAACACAUGCUUCAAAAUGGACAGAAGGUACAGGCCAUAGAGGCUUUACAGCUGAGAUUGGUUCCAAAUAGUAAACUGCAAGAAGCUUUUAGUUUUCUAGAAGACAAGGUUGAGGUUUUGGACAACCACAUGAAGAUAAACUUGUGUUUUAGGAUGACCUUGAUAAGUGAUGGUGGUGAUAUACUCCUGCAAAUCUAGAUGAGUAAAAUAUGGACUGUCACUGUACGGCCUUGUAUGCUGACCUUCAAAGACAAGGAGACAUCAUGAACUUUAUGAAACACCUUGGGAAAAUAUAAACUAUAAACAUGCUAUGCGACUUGCAAUAUAUUGAAUUUAGAGGCUUACAUGGGCAGAAAUUGAGGCUGCAGGGUCCAACCUUCCAUCCCUAUUCUCUUCAUCUCCCACUAAAAGUUAACUACAUAUUAGUUUCAGUUCCCAUUUUCUUCUCAGUAUUUUGUGGAAGAGAUUAUUGGGGUGUUCUGACACUUUACAUCACUCUUUAAGGACUGCAGGAUGAACAUGCAUGGUGUCAGGUGGGUGCAAAAAGGCCACAUAUCUUCAAUUGACAAAAUAAUAUGCAUCUUUACACAAUACAUACAGCAAAAGGUGAAAUAAAGUAUUUGGGGAUUCCCCUUAAAGACGCUGGUUAUGAAAAGUGGGAAACUCCAAACCGCUACUUCUUGCCCCAAAGCUGCAGUGUGAAACCCUAGAUGGCCCUGCUUCAAAAGAAGCAGAACUGUAUUUAACAAAUCAAGGAGAUAAGUUUUCUUAGCCUAGAAGAUAAUUGGCAGUGACUGCUAAAGGGGAGAAGUAAAUUAACAGGUGUGAUUAUUGGAUGCAUACCUGAUGCAAACAAGUGCUUCUGUAUGGACAUUUUUAGAUGACUACAGUGUGAAAUGGGGAUCCCUCUUCUAUAAGCGGUUGUCUCCAUCCAGGCAAAAUUGCCUAAAUCUAUCAAGUUGGUGAAAUAUAAUUACAGGCAGUCCCCAAGUUCUGAAUAAAAUAGGUUAUUUUGGUUUGUUCUUAAGUUGUAUUUGUAUGUAACUUGGAAUAGGUACAUUUUUUAAAAUGUAACUCCAGCCAUACAUACGUAUACAUAUAUAUAUAUAUGAAGGUAGGUAAAAAGAUUUUGCCUCCUGUGUCAUAAAAAUAUUAUGAAUGAACAUAUAACAGCAGAAGUUGCAACAGAUCAUAGCCUGAACUAUCCUCUACACAAAACUACCAUUCAACAUAAUCACCAUCAAUUUGUAUAUGUUUGUGCCGCUGUUAAACCCAGGCAUCAACCCCAUUUUGGAAAAAUUCAGGGUCUUGCCUGACUCAUGAUUUUAAAGGUGCUUUAACGUCAUUGGAUCUAAAACCACAUAGGCUGUAGGGUGGGUGAGGCACUACUGACAGUGGUUCUCCAUGUUCCAAAAAAUUCUACCAGAUCAGCACAGGGGGUUAUGACAACAGUGUUUUGGGACGCAAAGGGUGUUAUUCUUGUUGAUUUUUUGCAACAUGGUGCCACAAUCAACAGCAAAAUCUAUGUAAUCACACUUAAGAAACCUAAGGAGGCAUUAAGAAAGAAGAGACCACUAAGACAUUUGUUCCAUCUAGUUUCAUCAUGAUAAUGCAUGCCCACACAAGUCAUUUUUCACAACCCAGGCGAUUGCAAAAAUGAGCUGGUCAGUAGUGCCUCAUCCACCCUAUUGCCCCGAUUUGGCCCUUUCUGACUUUUACCUGUGUGGACCUCUGAAGGACAACCUAUGUGGUUUCAGAUUCAAUGACCUGAAUGAGGUUAAAACAGCUUUUAAAAUCAUGGGUCAGGAAGGAAGACCCUGAAUGUUUCCAAAAUGGUUCUGAUGCUUGGGCUAAACGAUGACAGAAAUCUUUUCAUUCACCUCAACUUUUGGUCAUCGUUUUGUGACUACUGAACAUGCUCAGUGCAUGUGAUAUUGUUGGGUGGAUUUAAAAAUAAAAUAUAUUUUUGCAAACUUCA
Anolis carolinensis (green anole) is the source of this 9049-nucleotide messenger RNA. It is a transcript of the gene abcc10, whose product is annotated as ATP binding cassette subfamily C member 10. Gene Ontology annotation, biological process: transmembrane transport. Lineage: Eukaryota; Metazoa; Chordata; Lepidosauria; Squamata; Anolidae. Gene Ontology annotation, cellular component: membrane. The record is from RefSeq and is a predicted model, not a curated record. Gene Ontology annotation, molecular function: ATP hydrolysis activity; ATP binding; ABC-type transporter activity. Bases 444 to 5045 code for a protein of 1533 amino acids. The transcript is spliced from 22 exons.